Molecule: messenger RNA, 2716 nt
Organism: Egretta garzetta (little egret)
Lineage: Eukaryota; Metazoa; Chordata; Aves; Pelecaniformes; Ardeidae
Gene: ARL2BP
Product: ADP ribosylation factor like GTPase 2 binding protein
Exons: 7
Coding region: 1925-2410 (161 amino acids)
Biological process (GO): positive regulation of tyrosine phosphorylation of STAT protein; maintenance of protein location in nucleus
Cellular component (GO): mitochondrial intermembrane space
Source: RefSeq, a predicted model, not a curated record
AGUCAGGAACUGCUUGCAGCCGCGGGCCGAGGGUUUGGCCAGGACAUGGGCCAGCGCUGGCCACGCAGGUCCCGGCCUGGCACGGGCUCGCUAUCUGACAGCCGGCCUGCGAGCUCCUGGGGCGUGCUGGACUGGGCUAGCAUCUUCGUCUUACCUGGCUUCCUCUUCUUCUGUCUUCAUAAUGGUUGGUCAUAGAUGCUUCAGAAAAAAAAAUGCAAAGGUCACCUCAAAGCCCUUUACAGCGUCUAACUGCAGGCGUGGACAGGUUUGAGCCUGUUCUCUGAGAAGGCGGAGAAAGUUCCUGGAGGAUCUGAAUUAAUAGGGAAGAGACAUAGCAGUAGCUGUGGAAGACUGUGAUUUUUGCAAUUCCUGUGUCUAAAAGUUAUUCUCUCCUGAUUUGAGCAGUGCAUGGUAACUUAGCGAUUGGAUUUGUGUUAAUGCCAAGUCACGUCUUACUCCUUAGUGCUUUGUCCAAAAAGGAGAAAUAACCCCUAACGGCAGCUGUAGAGCGGAUUGCCUCUCCUCCGGCCUGGUUAUGCAGUAACGAUGGAGACUUCUGAUGAAGAAAACUUCAGUGUGGCCACGUGAGUAUGCUAGAUCUGUGUCAGGUUUUUGGUAAGCUAAUGACUAGUUAAAAUACCUUAAUGGGAAUAUAAUUGCACGAAUGAAUUUACUGUAUAUUGAUUAGCAUCUUCUGCCUCCUAGGCAAAGCUCCGGGAGGGGAUAAUGUUGGUUCAGAGUUUAGGUGAAGUCAAACUAAAUACGUCCACAAUGAGCCUAGCACCAGCUAGCCCUGGCUGAGUGAUCAAAAUAAACACUGUAAGGCUCAAAACUGGGGUGUGUGUGUUAAUUUUAAAUUCAAAAUUUCUCCUUGUCAAGAGAGUGUGUUGUCUUACACGGCGGAUUCGAUGAAGAGACUAUUCCCCUGUGUUUGAACGCGCCCCUUCUAGACAAGAGACUCCUCUUACGGGUAGCCUCAACCAGAGUUUAACCUGGUGGAUGCUAAGGCACUGCUUCACUCCACAUUUGUCUGGCAUACUCUUUUCCUCAAGCCUGUGGCAGAAGGGGAUGUGUGCCUGUGCCUCUAUUGCUCCAGCCCAUGAAUACCUAUAAAACCAACCAGAGCACUGUUUGGAGGGGAAAAAGAAGAGUGGAAAUUAUCCGUAGGAAAGCCUCCUGCCCUCGCCUGUACAUGGAAAGCGAUGAGCCCUGUUGCCUGAAGUCCUGAGUGUGGUGCUUGGGGUACGUGAUGCUUCGGCGGUGCCAGGACAGCUCCUUUCCUGGUGACAUCCUGCCCUCUGGUGGAAGAGCACGCCUGUCUUGGCUUGGCUUUGCUCAUCUCCCAAGGCCCAACAUAUCAGAAGCGUUGCUGGAACGUGGCUUGGUGAUUUCGUACCUUUUUAAACCAUGUGUCCCUUCGUUUGUCCUGGUCAGAGUGAGCCCUGUGGCUCGUUAUAGUUAAACUGUCGGUGAAACUGGUGUUGGAUUAAUUUCACUGGACUCUUAUUCUAUGGCAAAAUAACUUUAAUGAGGUUUUUUUAAAACUUAAUCUGCAAGGGUGUUCUGCUCUGUUUACUAAAGGGAAAUUUGGAAGAGAAAUAGACGUUUAAUUUAAUUUAAAUAGUGCUUUUGCUGAUCAAAGCGGACUUUUAAAGACAAAUUUCCUGUGAGGCUCAUUUCCCUUGUGUAAGAGGAAAGCCUGUCUUUCACCUCCUGGAGAGUAUAGGAAGAGUUCAUUCCCCACUAAAGGUGAGCUCUGAACGCCAGGGCCAAGGAGAUCCUGUGGAUUACGCAACGUAUCUGAACAAGAUGCACGAUACCAGAUUUGGCAGAGGGAUCCAGAGUCCUGAAAUGCUGGUACCAAAGGUUUCUUCCCUGGAUGACGUCAGAUCCAUAGUGAUGUUCAAUAUUUGCUCACAAUCGAAUGACCUUAGCGGAUGAUGCCCUUUGUUUGUGGCAUGCAGGGAUAUCUCUUGCCUCCUCCCCUUCUGACGCAGAGUUUGAUGCGGUUGUUGGCUAUCUGGAGGAUAUUAUAAUGGAUGACAGUUUCCAGUUCAUACAGAGGACUUUUAUGGAGAAGCACUACCGGGAGUUUGAUGACUCAGAAGAAAACAAGCUCAUCUAUACUUCUAUUUUUAAUGAAUAUAUCUCUUUAGUAGAGAAAUACAUUGAAGAAAAAUUGCUUGAUCGGAUUCCUGGGUUUAACAUGGCUGCUUUCACAAUGUCGCUGCAGCAGCACAAAGAUGAGAUGGCGGGGGAUAUAUUUGACAUGCUUCUCACGUUUACUGACUUUCUAGCUUUCAAAGAAAUGUUCUUGGAUUACAGAGCUGAAAAAGAAGGUCGAAGCCUGGAUUUAAGCAGCGGGUUAGUGGUGACUCCAUUAAACAAAUCAUCGAUAUCUUCCUCCUAGGCCAGUUCACACAGUGUAUCCCUUCUGCAGACGAGUGCUGCUGCUUUCAUUUGGACGUUAAAACAUGGUGUUUUCCCAUGACGAAGACUCUCUCACCCUCCAGACGUUCCCUUCAGAGGCCCAACCUUAGAAACAUCAGUUUGUGAGUUCACGUUGGUAUUCGGCGGCCGCAGAAGACGACAGUGUCACCUCUGCCGCAGUAAUUGUUUUUAAUAAAUCCAUGGCAUUUGCACCCCAGCCUAACCCUUGUGCUUGCUGAGAACCCUAAGGUGCUGAAGGGACGCAAUGCAUAGGCCUAUGCGCACG